GGAGAGAGCGAAAGAGAGGGAGGGAGGGGAGGGGAGGGGGGGUUUUGAUGGAUCCUCGGGUGGCCUGGAUUCAGCCUGAGCAGAAGGGACCCGCCAACGCCUUGUGGAUGCAGAUCUGGGAGACGUCUCAGGGAGUCCGGAGCGCAGCCCGUCACCAGCAGCACCUGCUGUGCGGCAACUCGCCGGCGCUGGACGCCAAGGCGGUCGCCGCCGCCGCCGCCGCCGCCGAGCAAGUCGGCAUCUCCAGCAGCAGCAGCAGCAGCACUGCCCCCGCCGGCGGCAGGACUGCAUGCCCCGGGCAGCUGCCAGUGGGACCUGUAGGGGGCUCGGGGGAUGCGCGCCGGGGGCUGCACAAGUCCUUGUCCACCACAUCCUCUUCCUCCUCCUCCUCUUCAUCGUCCUCUCCCUCCCCUGAGUGGUUUCAAUCACUGCGUCGCCGAGAGCGGCGGUCACUCCUCGCUGAGGUGCGGCGGCCACAGUCUGAAGAGCCUGGUGCUGGGGGGCAGGAGGAAGAGGGAGAACAAGGCCAGCACCUACGGGAUUAA
Messenger RNA from Callorhinchus milii (elephant shark), 545 nucleotides. RefSeq names its product terminal nucleotidyltransferase 4A-like. Bases 48 to 545 code for a protein of 165 amino acids. The transcript is spliced from 2 exons. The record is from RefSeq and is a predicted model, not a curated record. Lineage: Eukaryota; Metazoa; Chordata; Chondrichthyes; Chimaeriformes; Callorhinchidae.